AUGGGUGCAUGUCCUUCAUCCCCCGUGUGUCCCACACACAACCAAUGUACAUUCGACGCCAAUGGCUCCUCCUUCGCAUUCGCCUGCGGCCUCGAUUACUCCGGCGGAGACAUUGAGUCGGUUCAAACAUCUUCGAUAACCGAUUGCAUAUCCCUCUGCACCACCACUCCCUCCUGCACCGCAAUAACCUUCAGCGACUCCGCAUGCUCGCUGAAGAAUAUUUCCGCGACUCCAACACUCAACCCAACUGCAUCAGCCGCAUAUAUCUACACCUCCCCCUCCACCUCCACCUCUUCCCUUUCCGAAGCCAUUAUCCCCUGCCCCCCGUUCCCGAAGACAAACCUCCUCUCCAACCCUUCCUUCGAGCACCGCUCCCUCCUAAAUUGGACGCAGUCCACAACCGCCCCAGCCCGCGAAGGCAUACCCUCCACUUCAUCCCCACACACGGGAUCCUACGCAUUUAUCGCUGCAGGGGGCGUGACGCUAGCUCAGAAGAUUCCCGUGCUGUCGCGACGCAGUUACACAAUGGGCUUGUGGACCAAGCAGACGCACGAAAGGGCGUGGGAGGUGUGGAUUGAUGAUGUUAGUUUCGAGAUUGGAUGGGCCGGAUAA
Molecule: messenger RNA, 612 nt
Organism: Parastagonospora nodorum SN15
Lineage: Eukaryota; Fungi; Ascomycota; Dothideomycetes; Pleosporales; Phaeosphaeriaceae
Exons: 4
Coding region: 1-612 (203 amino acids)
Biological process (GO): proteolysis
Cellular component (GO): extracellular region
Molecular function (GO): protein binding
Source: RefSeq, a predicted model, not a curated record